AUGGAAGGAGGUAAUCUGGAGGCCCAAAUAGAGGCGUUGUUGAAUGUGGAGAAGCAGAUGAGACUCAACGGCGAUGUGGCCGGAACCAGGAAGGCAGUCACUGAAAUUCUUCAACUGUGCUUCGAAGCUCGUGCUUGGAAAACCCUCAAUGACCAGAUUGUAUUGUUAUCCAAGCGACGUGGUCAAUUGAAGCAGGCAGUAACUGCGAUGGUCCAGCAAGCAAUGCUAUAUAUUGAUGACACACCAGAUCUUGAAACUAAGAUAGAGCUCAUUAAAACCCUUAACAGUGUAUCUGCAGGGAAGAUAUAUGUUGAGAUUGAGAGGGCCCGUUUAGUCAAGAAACUUGCAAAGAUUAAGGAAGGACAAGGGCUUAUAGCUGAGGCUGCUGAUUUGAUGCAAGAAAUUGCGGUGGAAACAUUUGGUGCAAUGGCAAAAACAGAAAAAAUAGCUUUCAUUCUUGAACAAGUUCGUCUAUGUUUAGACCGCCAAGAUUACGUGCGUGCACAAAUCCUCUCAAGAAAGAUAAGUCCAAGAGUUUUUGACGCUGAUACUAAAGAAAAGAAAAAACCCAAAGAGGGUGAAAAUGUUGUAGAAGAGCCUCCAGCUGAGAUACCAUCGCUGUUGGGGUUGAAACGGAUCUACUAUGAAUUAAUGAUAAGAUAUCACUCACAUAGCAAUGACUACCUCGAAAUGUGCCGUUGUUACAAGGCAAUAUAUGAGACGCCCUCUGUCAAAGAAGACCCAGCUCAGUGGAUACCGGCUGCUGUUAAAACAGUUAAUUACUAUGGAGGUCAUUCAGUGGACAGUUUUGUGGAAUAA
Molecule: messenger RNA, 819 nt
Organism: Ilex paraguariensis (yerba mate)
Lineage: Eukaryota; Viridiplantae; Streptophyta; Magnoliopsida; Aquifoliales; Aquifoliaceae
Source: the annotation of a GenBank genome assembly